AUGUCUACUGUCAUGCGAUCCCAGUGGCAGGCCCUCGGGCGAAAGCCCGUGGCUGCCGGUGUGAGACAGCUCUCUACUAUCAAAGCAUCUGAGUCUAUGCCCAUAGCUGGCGCGCAUAUGCUUCGCUCAGCAACGUCGUUCUCGCAGGCUCCCCAAUCCAUAUCUAUCACGUCUGGCACAUCUACAGCAUCGCGCGUCGGACUGUGCAACCCCUUCGCCAUGACCUCGCCCUUCGGUUCUCUCAAGACACAGCAAUACUCCACCAUGUCGCGCAACGGCCCUCUGUCGCAUAUCCGCCACCUGACAAAGCCCGGAAUGCUCGGAUUGAAUCUCGUCCAACAGCGCUCGCUUUUCGGUAAACCAUCUUACGACCAACUCGCUCGGCUCGAACAGGCUGCGAACGCCAACCCCAACAGCGUACCGUCUCAGGCUUCCUUCUACUCUGCACUCGUGCGCGCGGACAUGCACCAAGUCAUCAUCGAUCGGUACAACACGGGACGUUUUGCCACAAGCGCUAUAAUCGAUAAGAUGUAUAACAACGCUUUGGCAAAAAUGGGACAAGAAGGCGGCGAACAAUCAGGUCUUAGUGCGCAACAACGGCAGGCUAUCACCCAGGCUGUCGGUGCCAAUGCCGGUAAUGCUCAGGUCGCUAGGACUACGGGCGGCACUGGCGUCAAGGCAGACCCGGUUUACGUUGUUGUGGAAGAGUCUCUGAUGAAUGUCAUCUUCAAGUGGGUCCGGUGGAUCUGCGGUUUCGCUCUGGCUGCCUACGUCUCCCUCAUUCUCAUCACGCUUUUCGUCGAGACCAGCGGUGUCCUCAAGAAGGUCGGCGGCGGUAACACUGCUGAAGUCCGCCCUGAGCAGCAAACCACGCGCUUCAGCGAUGUCCAUGGCUGCGACGAGGCCAAGGAAGAACUCUUGGAUGUUGUCGACUUUCUUAAGAACCCUGAUAAGUACAACAAGCUCGGUGGCAGGUUGCCCAAAGGUGUACUUCUAGUCGGCCCUCCUGGUACUGGUAAAACACUGCUUGCUCGUGCUUGCGCGGGAGAAGCUGGUGUUCCCUUCUUCUACAUGUCUGGUUCUGAGUUCGACGAGGUUUACGUCGGUGUCGGAGCAAAGCGUGUCCGUGAACUCUUCACAGCUGCUCGGUCCAAGGCCCCUGCCAUUGUCUUCAUCGACGAACUUGACGCCAUAGGUGGAAAGCGCAAGUCGCGCGACGCCAACUACCACCGCCAAACCCUCAACCAGCUUCUCAACGAUCUCGAUGGUUUCGAUCAAAGCACUGGUGUCAUCUUCAUCGCUGCGACUAACCACCCUGAACUUCUUGACCAAGCUCUACUUCGUCCUGGACGUUUCGAUCGCCACGUUCAGGUUGAACUCCCCGAUGUGGGUGGCCGACUUGCUAUCCUAAAGUACCACACUAAGAAGAUCCGCCUUUCUCCUGAUAUUGACCUCUCUUCCAUCGCCCGUGGUACCCCAGGAUUCUCCGGUGCUGAGCUAGAGAACCUCGCAAACUCCGCAGCUAUCCGCGCUUCUAAACUCCAAUCAAAGUUCGUUUCACUCAACGACAUGGAAUGGGCCAAGGACAAGAUCACCAUGGGCGCUGAAAAGAAGAGCCGCGCCGUCCCCCUUCAAGACAAGAUCCACACUGCUUACCAUGAGGGUGGCCACGCGCUUGUCGGUCUCUUCACUCAGGGCUUCAACACCGUCCACAAGGCGACCAUUCUUCCCAGAGGCCACGCCGCGGGUAUCACAUUCUUCCUCCCACAAGAAGACCACCACCACACUCGCAAACAAUACAUCCGUCAACUCCAAGUCGCCAUGGGCGGCAAGAUGGCCGAAGAAAUCGUAUUUGGUGCGGACAACGUAGCUGACGGCGCUUCGGGCGACAUCCAGCAAGCAACAUCCCUAGCCUACAACAUGGUCACCGCCUGCGGUUUCUCCGACAAACUAGGCAAUGUUGACUUCAAAUCCAACUACGAAAUGGUAUCACCAGAAACCAAACGGCUCAUUGAUGACGAAGUAAGGAGGUUGAUUGAUGAGGCGAAGAGCAGUGCGAGACAGCUUCUGCUGAGUAAGCGCGCAGAGCUGGAUAAGCUUGCUGAUGCGCUGGUGCAGUAUGAGACGUUGGACAAGGACGAGAUAUUGAAGGUCAUCAAGGGAGAGGAUCUGCCAGGACGGCUUAAGGCGAUGCCUAAUGCGCCGAUAAAGAUUCCAGAUAACCCACUUCCCACAGCGAUAUUACCGCCACCGAGGGGUAAUGGGGGGGAUGGGAGUGGUCCGCCUGGGCCACCUCUGCCUGCGUAG
Alternaria atra is the source of this 2307-nucleotide messenger RNA. RefSeq lists its product as uncharacterized. NCBI's taxonomy places the organism in Eukaryota, Fungi, Ascomycota, Dothideomycetes, Pleosporales, Pleosporaceae. The record is from RefSeq and is a predicted model, not a curated record. The transcript is spliced from 2 exons. Gene Ontology annotation, molecular function: metalloendopeptidase activity; ATP hydrolysis activity; ATP binding. Gene Ontology annotation, biological process: protein quality control for misfolded or incompletely synthesized proteins; mitochondrion organization. Gene Ontology annotation, cellular component: mitochondrial inner membrane. The coding region runs from base 1 to 2307 and encodes 768 amino acids.